AUGGAAAAAAUGGAGCUUUGCUUAUUUGCGUCUGCGCGAGCGGCUCUUGCCCCUGUGCUGUCUUCUGUGUCACAAAGUGAGACAGAAUGCAUUAAGGAAGAGUCUCUAAAAAGUCUAGAAGAAUUGAUUUGGCUUAAAGGACGGCUUUCUACAAAACUUAAACAAAUGUAUCACCUUCGCUUGGAAUUGGUGCGGCUAACCCACAAUCUCUGGUCGAAAGGAUCCCUUGACGAAAACAAUGUCCUCAAUCCUGUCUUUUCUUGGAUUUUUGGCGAUAAAAUUGAAAUAAAAAUGUGCUCGAGGAAACUGGAACAAGCGAACUUUGCAAUUGGGGCCUUAAUUGCGUGGAGAGAGGCUGGGGAAGAAUUUUGGCGCUGGAUGAAUAGUGUUCUUGAUAUCAAGCUGAAGGAGGGACCUUAUGAGUAUUCUGAUAUUUUACGUCACCAUCCUUAUGAAAUGGAUCUUGAAAAGCUUUUAUCCAUCUACAAAGAUUUAUUACAUACGGUUUCUCAGUACUCUUUUAUCGCGGAUAGAUUUGAAACAAACUGGGAGACGUCUAACAGUGUGGACGAUAAAGAUUCACUUAAAAAGCUAUUAGUCUGCAUCGAUGAUGACAUUUUGUUUUUCCAGCACCAUCUCACUCCAUCAAUUUCGGAUGAUAUGGAUUUUAAUGAACUUGGUUUAAACUCCCACUUUAUUUGGAACUCACAGGAUAAAUCUGAUCACGAUGAUCCAUGUGAACCAUUAUGUUCUGAUAUCUCAUUAGAUAAACACAAACUAGAUAAAUUAACUGAGCUUGUUAAGGCUGAGUUGAAAUCACAGCGAAUGAUUGCUAUUGACAAGCUACAAAAAUUUUCUUCCUCCCUGUCCCCUAAUGUAAUUUAUCUUUUUGAUCCUGUAAAGUAA
This is a messenger RNA of Protopolystoma xenopodis, 906 nucleotides long. NCBI's taxonomy places the organism in Eukaryota, Metazoa, Platyhelminthes, Monogenea, Polystomatidea, Polystomatidae. The record is from the annotation of a GenBank genome assembly.